This is a messenger RNA of Kwoniella botswanensis, 1008 nucleotides long. RefSeq lists its product as uncharacterized. The transcript has a single exon. Bases 1 to 1008 code for a protein of 335 amino acids. The record is from RefSeq and is a predicted model, not a curated record. NCBI's taxonomy places the organism in Eukaryota, Fungi, Basidiomycota, Tremellomycetes, Tremellales, Cryptococcaceae.
AUGAACCCUUGUGGAUGGGAAUCCAUCCUCAGCACUUCCAGAUCCCCUAUAUCUUCUGAUCAGUUCGAAUCGACGCUCAAGAGACUAUCAGAAGAACUGAGGAAUCAUGUUAUUGAGAAGAUUCUAGCGACUCGAUACGACCUUCACGAUCCACCUACGAAGGUAUUGUUGGGCGAGAAUAGCCCUUAUGAGGCGUAUGCUCAAUGGGAUAUGAUCGAUGAUAUACAGCAAACCCCAGAAAUCCAGCAGCUACUUGAGGACACGAUGAUCGAUGUCAGAACAUCAUUGGCUGGUUUGUCUGAAAAUCAAGCUCGGAAUGUGACUUUAGAUGAUGAAGUCAAAUUCUACUGUGAUAAGCGCCCAGACGGAGACUUGGAUCUGAGAAUGGAUUGUCUCUCUAGUGGUAUGGGUGAUAACACGACUAGUCUCAACAGGGAGAUAUACAAGACUCAAGCUGCAACUGUGUCGAAGCCAACAAUCCAAACCCAUUUCGUGGAAGAGGCUCUCCAAAAAGCCGAAAAGGAAGCUAUUCAUCCGAUUUCUCAACGAUUGAGCCACACAGCUGCAGAGAAUUUGAAGCUGACCACACAAAGGGUAGAUUCUCAAUGGGAUGCGGAAAAUGGGAUUUCCUUAAGGACAGUUGGUUCGCAAGAAGGCCACCGAAAGGACAGAGACCUCAGAUCAUGGAGGGAGACAAAUUGGGAAGAUCUCACCAGCAAAGUCUUGCCCGCUCUCCACAUUUGGGUUUUGCGAUCGCUCGCUCAAGCUUACAGUCAAAGGGUGGAGAGAGACCGACUGUGGCAGGGAACUUUCGGGGGCUUGUACUUUCGAUCUGACUUUGGCCAGGUGACUCAUGGCAGCAGCACCAAUUUUGAUCCUGAUUUUAAUCCUAUAGAUCGUGUAAGGUUCGUCUUAGAGUCCGGUGACGGCUUCUUCAAUGGCUUGGAAGUUCCAAGGACCAUCCUCUUGAAGGAAUUGUUGGAUGAUGCUCCAUUGAACGAUCACUAG